Micromonas pusilla CCMP1545 is the source of this 756-nucleotide messenger RNA. RefSeq lists its product as uncharacterized. The annotation marks the transcript as partial. Gene Ontology annotation, cellular component: nucleus. The record is from RefSeq and is a predicted model, not a curated record. The transcript has a single exon. Gene Ontology annotation, biological process: regulation of transcription by RNA polymerase II. NCBI's taxonomy places the organism in Eukaryota, Viridiplantae, Chlorophyta, Mamiellophyceae, Mamiellales, Mamiellaceae. Gene Ontology annotation, molecular function: cyclin-dependent protein serine/threonine kinase regulator activity.
AUGCUCACGAUCGCGAACGAUAACUUCUACGUCGACGACGACGCGCUGAAAAACACGCCGUCGCGCGCGGAUGGCGUCUCCGAGGACGUCGAGUUCGCGCAGCGCGCGCACGGAUGCGAGCUCGUCCUCCGCGCGUCGAUCCUCCUCAAGACGACGCAGUCCGUGGGAUGCACCGCUCAGGUGCUCCUGCACCGGUUCUACACGAAGAAGUCGCUCGCGGUGUUCGACGUCGAGCGCGUCGCCAUGGCGACGGUGUUCCUCGCGUGCAAGCUGGAGGAGAACAACCGGAAGCUGCGAGACGUCGUGAACGUGUUUCAUCGAAUGAAACAGAGACGCCGACGCCGCGACGACGCCGCCGCCGAAAACGCCGACGACGACGCGUCGCUCGACCACCUCGAGUACUUCUCGCAAAAGUACGAGGACGUCAAGCAGGACGUCAUACGCGUCGAGAGGCACGUCCUCCGCGCGUUCGGGUUCUGCAUCCACGUCGAGCACCCGCACAAGUUCGUGGUAAACUACGCGCGCAUGAUGGAACAGCCGAAAGAGUUGAUGCGUCGCGCGUGGGCCUUCGCCAACGACUCGCUUCGCACGAACCUCUGCGUGCGGUUCAGAGCGGACGCGGUCGCCGUCGCGUGCGUGUUCCUCGCCGCGAGGACGCUCGGGAUGCCGAUGCCGCGGUACCCGCCGUGGCACGACGUCUUCGACGUGUCGGCGGAGGACGCGGAGGUGAUGUCGGCGUCGAUACUCGCGUUGUAC